AUGGCUUCUAAUGUGCCAGAACCAAAAGCAUCAAGUGGAGGAUUCAAGGAUCGUAUCCAUCACGAGCUGAAAACAGAUCCAAUUUUGAUUCAGGCCAGAUCCUUAGCUACCAGCUGCACCAAAUCUUUGCCUUCAGCAACUACUGAAUAUCUACUCGAUAAAGUCCCAGUUGUAAGAUGGCUACCCAGAUACUCAACAAAGUGGUUCGUGAAUGACUUACUUGCGGGUACCACGAUUGGCUUGCUCCUUAUUCCUCAGAGUCUAGCAUAUGCUAGGAUUGCUAAUAUACCUGGAGAGUAUGGUCUAAUGUCAAGCUGGAUACCACCUUUAGUGGGGCUUUUCGUACUAACCGGCCAAAUAGAUCUUUGUCCCGGACCAACUUCUAUUAUUGGUGUUUUAGUAGCAGAGGUUAUCCAAGAUUUUAAAAACGAAGGAUUUUCUCCCGAACGCAUAUCUGGGGUCUUGACUUUUCUUACCGGAAUCAUUGCCUUAUCAGUUGGAAUCCUAAGGCUUGGAUUCAUUCUAGACUUUAUCUCCCUACCUGUCCUCAGUGGCUUUGUCUCCGCUGCAGGAUUUCUUACGAUAUUAUCACAGAUACCCGCACUUUUUGGCAAUUCUGCUGGUGCGAAAACCAGUGAGAAAGUUCGAGAUAUGUUUGUAAAACUACCCAUGGCAAAACCCUACGACACUCUAGUUGGCUUUAGCUGCAUCUUAAUCCUGGUUCUUAUUGAGCAAGCCGGCAAGCGCUGGGGUAAGAAAAACAAAGUUAUAUGGAUACUUUCUACCUGUCGAAACGCAAUCGUCAUUGUAUUAUUUACUCUUAUCAGCUUUGGUAUCAAUAAAGACUUGGAGACCCCCAAGUUUGAACUCUCCAAGAUUUCUGCUGCUAAAAUUGAGACUCCACGUCUUCCUCCAACCAGUCUGUUUCGAAGGUUAUUCUUUCGAUCUAUUACUAUCUUUGUCGCCACCGCGCUAGAGCACCUGGCUAUCGGUAAAACCUAUGGCCGCCGACAUGGGUACAAGGUUGAUGAGAGUCAGGAACUCGUCUUCCUUGGCAUAUCGAACCUUCUAAAUGGAUUUUUCCCUACCAUGGCUGGAGGUGGGUCAAUUUCUCGAAGUGCGGUAAGCGCAGAUUCUGGUGUUAAAACUCCGCUUAGUGGUAUCUUCACGUCAGGAUUUGUAUUGCUCAGUCUUUAUUUUCUCACAGGAGCACUUUAUUGGAUACCGAAGGCUACGCUCUCUGCAGUUAUCAUCACUGCAGUGUAUUCACUUCUUGUUGGACCUUCGACAUUCUACAGUUAUUGGCGUGUUUCUCUUCCAGACUUUAUCGCCAGUAUGAUUGCCUUUUGGGUUACACUAUUCGUAUCCAUUGAGAUGGGUGUUGCGCUCGCUGUUGCUUUCAGUGUCUUACAUACCCUCCUCCGUCUAGCUUUCUCCCAAGUAACCACAGUUAAAGUUCAAGAAUUAUCAAAUAUGUACCCGACCUCAUCAGGGUUGUCACCAGCUCUCACUAGUGCCAUGUCGGAAAAUACGCUCAUAUUUGCCUUUAAACAACCAAUUUUCUUUCUAAAUGCAGAGCGUAUCAAAGCCGCCCUGCUCAACUCAAUUAAUCAGCAGAGAUCCUGCAUUCCAAGUGAUCAUAGUAGAUCAACAUCAGAGCAUUCCAUAACCAGGAGAGAACGCCUUUGGUGCGAGUCGAAAAACUCGAGCUCUGAAACCCUUACACAGGAGCGCACUAGUGCCUCUCUAUCUGACGUCCCCUCAUCACCCCUGAUUAUUAUUCUCGACUUCACUCACGUUUUCUCCAUUGAUACGACCGGUAUUCAAGCGCUCUUAGAUGUUCAGCGCGAAAUCCACGCCCAGGCCGGUCCUGGGAUUCAAUGGCGUCUUGUUAGUGUACAGCAGCACGUGCGGUUACGCCUCGAAAGAUCUGGAUGUAAUUUACAGGAUGUAGGUGUAGAAGACUGGGAUAUGUCUAUUUUAGAAGAGACAGAAAAUGGUGCGCCAAUAGCGGUAUUUGAAAAUAUGCAUAGAGCAGUGCUAGGCUUGAGGAAUAAGUAG
Messenger RNA from Blumeria graminis f. sp. triticale, 2061 nucleotides. The record is from the annotation of a GenBank genome assembly. Lineage: Eukaryota; Fungi; Ascomycota; Leotiomycetes; Helotiales; Erysiphaceae.